Messenger RNA from Limulus polyphemus (Atlantic horseshoe crab), 580 nucleotides. RefSeq lists its product as uncharacterized. Lineage: Eukaryota; Metazoa; Arthropoda; Merostomata; Xiphosura; Limulidae. The transcript has 3 exons. The record is from RefSeq and is a predicted model, not a curated record. Bases 1 to 501 code for a protein of 166 amino acids.
AUGGAAGUUAACAUGAAUGCAUCAUUUGAGCGAGACCAAUGUGUGCCUCUAGUAACAGAGACGUCAGGCUACAUUCGCCGUCCUUCUUCCUUUCCAUACCAAUACUAUCCUCCAACUUUCAUCAACAACAACCCCUAUCCAGGUCGCUUCGUUGGAAGAGGCAGUGUUCGGCAGUUAUACAGACCCAGGGACGUAGAACUCAACUGUAACUUUUACGAAUCAAAUGUACAACUCGUUUCUAAUGUUGUUUGGGAGAAGAUUGAAGGGCCUUACCCCUACGCCCACGAUCCACCUCCUUAUGACUGUCCUAGAUGUUCCUUUCACGAUAUUGAAAUUGACAACUACCGUUACAACGUUCGAGACUUUCGUGAUAUUUCUGUCCUUCGUAUCAAGGACGUUUUAAACGAUGAUUAUGGCAUCUACCGCUGCAGUGGUACAUCUCAACUAUCGAGCUUUGGUGACACUGAGACGGUUUAUCAGAUUGUCGAGUUUUUUCAAUAAAUUUUACUUGAUUCGUAAAUUUUCCAAAGAUUCACGUGGAGUUUUUCGAUUCAUUUAAAAUCAACAAUGUGUAAGUAAA